Diorhabda sublineata is the source of this 3761-nucleotide messenger RNA. RefSeq lists its product as uncharacterized. The record is from RefSeq and is a predicted model, not a curated record. The transcript has 6 exons. Gene Ontology annotation, molecular function: RNA endonuclease activity; metal ion binding; single-stranded DNA endonuclease activity. Lineage: Eukaryota; Metazoa; Arthropoda; Insecta; Coleoptera; Chrysomelidae. Gene Ontology annotation, cellular component: mitochondrial inner membrane; nucleus. Gene Ontology annotation, biological process: apoptotic DNA fragmentation. The coding region runs from base 126 to 3761 and encodes 1211 amino acids.
UAGACAUGUCACUAUUUGAUGAAAUAUGAUAACUAUCACUUGGGAAGUACCAAUUUCAAAACAAACUCGUUCAAAAUACUGUAAAAAAUUGAUCGUACUUCUAUUAUAUAUAUUAUAAAAAAAUAAUGAUUGAAAGAGAGAAAGUGUCGAGCUUUUUCACACGAAAAUGUAUUGGAAUAAGUUUUUUUAUAUUAAUUCUUGUGGUAGUUAUAUUCACUUGGAUUAUGAUUUCAAAAGAUAAUACAUCGAUUCGUAAAACGGAAUCUACCACUCAACAUACUCCUACUUUAAGUACUUGCGAAAUUAAUCCAUUGGGUACAUCAUUAACUCCUCUCCUAAUUAAAAAUAAUGCUAUAAUAUAUCCACAAUUUAGUAACGGGACAGUUGAAUUAUCUCCGUUUGAAGUACUAGAAUUUUCCUGUCCAUCUGGUAACGUAAUCGCUAAUGGCGUUACGUUCAACACAACAGUCAAAGCAGCUUGUCAUCAUGACGAUUAUUUCAACAUAAGCGGAAUAACUUUUCAAUGGAAAACCAUAUCUUGUUCGAAGACUUUAACACCUACAAUAAAAGAAGCAUCUAUCAAUGAUUUACCUGAUAAUGAUUUUAAUGAAAUUUGUUACGACGAUUCGCUCAAAUUAGGAUUGAUUGGCUUCGAUUUAGAUCCCGAUAGAUUUGUAAAUAUUGUUAGUGUUUGUUUUAACACUACAAGUAGGGUAGCUCUUUAUUCUAAUCAUGUUUUAACCAGUUCCAUAUCUAUUUUCGUAACAAACUCUGAUUUUAAACAAGAUGAUACCUUCUAUAAAAUGGGUGCUUCUAUUAAUACUAUUUAUACAAACAGUCAAAGUACCAUUAAUAGAAUAUUAGGAUUAGAGGAAAAUUCAAUUGAGUAUAUUAACGAUGAUAUUUAUAUUAAUAGAGGUCAUCUGGCACCUAGAGCUGAUUUUUAUUACCCGUGCAUUCAAAGUGCAGUUCAAAGAUACAUCAAUGUAGCACCUCAAUGGAAUACUUUUAAUGGGGGUAACUGGCAACAAGCUGAGAAAGAUGUAAGAAUUUACGCUCGUGACAAUAACGUCGAUUUACAAAUUUGGACUGGAACUUAUGGUAACAGUAUGCUAGAAGAACAAAAGUUGUAUUUAUAUACGUACAAGGAUUCUCCAGUUCUUCCUGUACCGGAAUUGUUUUGGAAAAUUGUUUAUAAUCCAGUAAACGCGACUGGUAUCAUUCUGAUUGGUCACAAUAAUCCUUAUCACGAUAAUUCUACGCUAAAAGAUGAAAUUAUAUGUCAAGAUGUAUCUAGAAAUGUGGAAUGGUUACAUUGGGAUUCCGGAAAUAUUGAGAAAGGUUAUUCCUAUGCUUGUGAUUACAACGAUGAGAAAUUUCAUAACUUAGUAGAGUUUGUACCGAAAUUGAAUGUUAAAGAUUGUUCAAUUGAUCCUUUUAUCACGAACGCGCCCAUCUUUAUCCAUCCAGAAACCACAGAACUAAUUUACCCCGAACAUGGUCAAAAUACGCUUGCGUUUACUACUUCCUCGGUGAUAGAAUUAGCUUGUCCUAGUGGAGAAGUAACUGUAGAUGGAGUUUCUAAAGGAACUGUAGUGAUAGCUGUUUGUGCAGGUGAUGAUAAAUUUAAUGUAGACGGAGAUACAGUCACAUGGGAUCGAAUAAUAUGCUCUAAAGAAAUAACACCUACAGUUGUAGAUGUUACUGAUGUAGCACAUGAUUAUGAUGUGCACAAUCAAUGUUUCGACACCGAGGGAAAUUUGAAAAUCAUUCAAAUCGGUUUCACGUUGGAUACUAAUAGAUUUUUGAAUUUCAUUGAUAUUUGCUUCAGUACUGUUACUAAAAUUGCUGCAUAUUCUUAUUUUGUUAUACCAGCUUCUAUAAAUAGUAGAGCUAAGGGCGUCGUGAGUCCCUCAUUCAAACAAGAUGACAUUUUUUAUAAAAUGGGGAAGUCUGUUAAUCAAUUCUAUAAGGAUAGUCAAUCUACGAUCAAUGGAAUUCUGGGGCUACCAUCUACGUCCGAAGAAUAUAUUAACACAAGCACUUUCAUAAAUCGUGGACAUUUGGCUGCGAAAGCUGAUUUUGUAUACGAACCAUUCCAAAAGGGCACUUACAGAUAUAUUAAUGUCGGACCUCAAUGGAGUACAUUCAACGCAGGUAAUUGGAAUCAAAUGGAAACAGAUUUGAGAAACUACGCAGAUGCCAAUAAAUUAGAUUUACAAAUUUGGUGUGGCGUCUACGGAAUUAGCGAACUUCCGAAUGAUCAGGAUUCUGAAUUAGAAAAAUUAUAUUUGUACGUAGACGAAACCGAUAGCAAAAACUCUCCUAGUUUUCCAGUGAGUGAGGUUUUCUGGAGAGUUGUUUAUUCACCUGCAAACCAGAAAGCUGUGAUUCUUAUUGGACAUAACAACCCUUACGAAAGUGAAGUGGAGAUUUUGUGUACCACCGAUUUGACAGAUUCGAUAGCUUGGCUCAAAUGGAAUCGGACAAAUAUUAGAAAAGGUUUUUCAUAUGCGUGUGAUUAUAAUGAUGACAAAUUUAGGGCAUUAGUUCCGGUAAUUCCGAAAUUAUAUGUAAACGGAUGUAUUAUAAAUCCUUUUCGUACCGGAGCUCCAUUUUUGAUAGACACAAAUACCGCAACUUUCAUCUACCCACAACCAGAAAAAUCGAUAGUGGAAAUUUCCCUUGAUGAUUACAUAGAAUUCUCAUGCCCCGGUAAGGAUAUAAUGAGAGAUGGUGUUUCGUUAGGAUCUCUAGUAAGCGCUAGAUGUAGCAAAGAAAAUAUUUUCAACAUAGAUGGAACAGAUACUAGUUGGGAUAAUUUGCAAUGUAGUACUGAACCAGUGCCUAUAGUAAGAGAAUUGAAAACAUACGAAUUAGAUGGCGAUAACCCGAAUGUUAAUUGUUUUAACGGAAAAGAAAAUAUUUUGAAAUUGCUACAAAUCGGAUUUCCUUUGAAUGAUGAAGUAUUUAUAGGAAUUGUGGAAGUAUGUUUCAAUGUUAAAGAUAAAGUACCUGUUUAUUCACAUUUUACCAUUUCGGCUUCUAUAAAUAGUAGAGAAAGAAACGUACAAAAUCCAUUUUUCGAACAAGAUAAUAAUUUAUAUAGAAUCGGUAAUAAUAUUCAUUACAUAUUCAAGAAUGGAAAAAUGACGGUUAACAAUUUGUUAGGAUUACCCUACGAUUCAGAAAAAUAUUUUAAAACACAUAUUUUUAUAAACAAAGGACAUUUAGCAGCUAAAGCUGAUUUUAUUUACGAACCUCUACAGAAAGCGACUUUCAGAUAUAUAAACGUGUCUCCACAAUGGAGUAGUUUCAAUGGUGGCAAUUGGAAUCAAGUUGAGAUUGAUGUAAGAGAUUAUGCCGCUAGAAAAAAACUAGAUCUCGAAGUAUGGACCGGCAUAUAUGGAAAUUCAAUAUUGAAGCACGAAGAAACACUCGAACCACGAAAACUUUAUUUAAAUUAUCAAAAUAAAGAUUCGCCGACGUUUCCCGUACCGGCAGUAUUCUGGAAACUUGUAUAUGAUUCUCAGAAUAAAAAAGGAAUCAUUCUUGUCGGUCAUAACAAUCCCUACGAGUCAAUAACUGGUGAAAACCAGAUGGUAUGCGACAUAGAUGUUUCUAACCAAGUGAAAUGGUUACGUUGGUCUAAAAAUAAUUUAGUUAAAGGUUAUUCAUACGCGUGUGAUUGGAACGAUAAAAAAUUUAGAACUUUGAUAGAUGUUUUACCACCAAUUCAUGUUAAUGGUUUACUAGAUUAA